Messenger RNA from Colletotrichum karsti, 594 nucleotides. RefSeq lists its product as uncharacterized. Bases 1 to 594 code for a protein of 197 amino acids. NCBI's taxonomy places the organism in Eukaryota, Fungi, Ascomycota, Sordariomycetes, Glomerellales, Glomerellaceae. The record is from RefSeq and is a predicted model, not a curated record. The transcript has a single exon.
AUGAGCCGUCUCUCGAAGACAGACGUCGUCGCCCCUGUCACGCAAACCGUCAACGCCCUGCUCCUGCGCACCUUCGCCCUCCUCCAGACGACGCCGCUGACCAGCGCGACGCUCCGCCUGGCGCUGGGAGCGGCCGACGAGGCCCUCUCCAUCGCGACGCGCCUGUGCCGCUUCGACCUCGAGCCGCGCGCCCAGCUCUUCCGCGGCCAUGUGCUGCGCUGCUGGGGCCGCUGGCACGAGGCCUGGCGGGCCUACAUCCGCGCGGCUAGCGCGAGGGGGGCCGGGUACUCGGGGACGGAUAUCAAGGCUCUGACGGACGAGUGCCUGGAGAUGAUGAUGAUUCAGAGCGAGCGGGAUCCCGAGAGGCAGAGGAUGAUGAUGAGGAAGAAGGGAGCGAGGAUGGUGAGGUUUGAGGUCGAUGAAGAGGGUUCUGGGGACGAGACGGAUGGGGAUGCGUCUGACGAGAGUGCGGCGACUAAGAUGUAUCUUCUUCUGAAUGGGAGCGGAGAGGUGGUUGGGAGUCGGGAGAGUUUGCCGGACUUGAGAUCUGUCAGGGGCAGAGGGUCUGUCACGAGGUCACCGACACCUGAAUGA